UAGCAAAGUGCAUGAAGUGAAGGGAUAGCAGUGUUUCACGUCAGAAAGAAAACAUGCAGAGCAUGAGCUCUCCGGGAGGCCGUGCCCUCUCUGAGGACCAGUUCAGCUGCUCCAUCUGUCUGGAGGUGUUCGUGGAGCCCGUCUCCACGCCCUGCGGCCACAGCUUCUGCAAGGCCUGCCUGCAGGGCUACUGGAACCACAGCAAGAAGUUCACCUGCCCCAUGUGCAAGAAGAGCUACUCCAAAAGGCCCGAGAUGAGCGUCAACAGGGUCCUGGCUGAAAUCUCCACCCAGUUCCAGGGGCUGUUGCUGGCAGGUGGAGCUGGGGGAUCCGGUGGAGCCUCGCGGGGGUCCACGCUGAAUCUUAGCUCGGACGAGAGACGGGGCCCCCAAGGGUCCGACAACGGGGAGUUCGCCCGGGCUGGGGAGGUUCCCUGCGAUGCCUGCAUCGGAAGGAAGGUGAAGGCCCUCAAGUCUUGUGUGAACUGUCCUGGAUCGUUCUGUGAGGUCCACCUCCGACACCAUAGAAAGGUGAAGUCCCUGAUAUCUCACCGUCUGAUCGAACCCACUUUCCACCUGGAGGGGAAGAUCUGUAAGAAACACGAGCGUCUUCUGGAGGUCUACUGCCGCACGGACCACGCGGUCAUCUGCACGGCCUGCGCCGAGGCCACGCACAAGUCCCACGACAUCGUCUCCGUCGACCACGAGUGGAAGAAGAAGAUGAGUAAUCUGGGUAAGAAGAAGUCGGAGGUCAAACACUUGAUCAAGGAGAGAGCCAAGAAACUGGAGGAGAUCAAACAAUCCAUCAAGGUCAUCAAGGCCAGCUCUCAGAGGGAGUUGGAGGAGAGCUGGCAGGUGUACGCCGAGCUGCAGCGCCUGGUGGAGCAGAGCCAGGCGGAGCUGGUGGAGCUGAUCGCCACGAGGCAGCGAGAGGCCGAGCGCCACGCUCAGGAGCUGGCCCGAGGUCUGGAGAACGAGCUCAGCCAGCUGAGGAGGCGGAGCAACGAGCUGGAGGCCUACGCGCAGACGCAGGACAAAGUGGUCUUCCUGCAGAACGUGGCGACGCUGUCUCCCUCACCCGAGCCCACUGAUUGGUCGGCGGUCAGCAUCAACACUGACCUCUACCUGGGCACCAUCCGCUCCUCCGUCAGCAACCUUGUGGACAAGCUCCAGGAAGAGCUCAAGAGACUUUACGGGAAAGAGCUCCGGAAGGUCCAGAACUAUUCAAGUGAGGUGAUCUUGGACCCCGCCACGGCCCAGAGGAACCUGGUUGUGUCCGACGACGGCCGCCAGGUGAGAUACGAAGAGCGCAAGAGCAUCCACUCCGAGGGUCCCAAGCGCUUCAGCCCCGCCCUCUUCGUCAUGGGCCGCGAGGGCCUCAGCUCGGGGCGACACUACUGGGAGGUGGACUUGGGGCGAAAGACGGCCUGGACGCUGGGCAUGGCCAGCUCCUCGGCCCGCCGCAAGGGUGAGAUCAAGCUGAGUCCCGAGGGCGGAUACUGGUGCCUGUGGCUGAAGAACGCCGAGGUGAAGGCAUUGGCGUCGUCCCGCCUGUCUCUGCCGCUGGCGUCCCAACCCACCAAAGUUGGGGUCUUCCUGGAUUAUGAAGGAGGCCAGAUUUCUUUCUACGAUGUGAAGACUCGUCUGCACCUCUACACCUUCGUGGAUACCUUCAAUGAGAGUCUGUACCCGAUCUUCAGCCCCUGCCUCCACCAGGACGGGAAGAACUCUUCGCCACUCAUUGUAUCUCCUGUUAAACACACCUGAGACUGUCAGCCAAUCAGAAGCCUGGACAGGCAGUCAGCACACGUUCAACUUUUAUAACAAGAUUUGGUGCAAAGCGCAGAUAUUUUUGAACAGCUAAUUUAGUCCUUUAUUUGGUCUUCAAAUAUGUGUAUUUUCUUCUCAAUUUGCCAACUUUGUUUUGCAAAGCACUUUAUCUCAAACAACUUUCAAUUUAAUGAAAUGAAAACAAACCAUGUCGUUUUGCAUAACGAUACCAACCACUGAAACACAUACUCAUCGUACUUUAUGAAGGUUAUUGCAUUUGCUCAAGUAAAGCCGGGUUCAAUACAGAUCCUUUAAAGACAAUACAAGAGAAGCAGUGUGUGUUUGGAUCAGAGGAAAACUAAAUGUGCUUUAACAUGAAUGAAUCACAUAUUACAGAGAAAUAUUGACAAUUUGGUUACUCGAAAAGAAAGCAAAUAGUUCAGUCAUGCUGUACUCUCUUAUCUGAAAUUGUAUAUAAAAUAAACUGAUAUCUCUAAAUCUGACCUUUACUUUUCACAGUUCUGGUUCAGCUGGACGUGUUAAGGAGAGUUUGAGUACUUAUGGCACUUUCCUUAUUGUGUAAGUCUAUUUUAUAAGGCUUGUGAGACUUUACAGAUUAAAGAAAUGAAGUUAAAUAGAUGUAAAUUUACUGUCUGGAGGUUUAGGCCGUCCUGGGGGACCAAAUGAGAGAUUUUUGUACAAACUGUAGGGCUCUGAUAUUGUUUUUAAUGGGCUUUUUUUUUUUACUUCGUGAUCCGGGAUUGUUACAAAGUCCAUGAAAGUAUAAUCUGUAUUUAUAUAUGAAAUGUCUUCUUUUGUAAUUGCAAUCUGAACUUGCUCAUUAAAGAUGAUUAAU
Anoplopoma fimbria (sablefish) is the source of this 2625-nucleotide messenger RNA. Its product is annotated as nuclear factor 7, ovary-like. Gene Ontology annotation, molecular function: protein binding; zinc ion binding. The record is from RefSeq and is a predicted model, not a curated record. Lineage: Eukaryota; Metazoa; Chordata; Actinopteri; Perciformes; Anoplopomatidae.